AUGGGGCGGGAGCUGCUGCUUCUGCUGCUGCUCCAAGACUGGGGCCACACUGCAGGCUCCGAGCUGGCCUUCGUGCAGGAGCCGGGGGACGUGGUAGCCGUGAGGGAGCACCCACUGGUGCUGCCCUGCCAGGUGGAGGGUGAGCCUCCCGUGUCCAUUUCCUGGCAGCGGGAUGGGCUGGCCCUGGCUAACGACAGUGGUGCCACCCUGAUGCCGGAUGGCUCCCUGCACCUGGCUGCCCUGCCUUCCCGCCGGAGCCUCCCCUCCCGUGCCCAUGAGUACCACUGUGUGCCCCAGAACCGCUAUGGGCGACUGGUGAGCCGGCGGGCUCGGGUACAGCUGGCAAGUCUGUCUCGCUUCCACCAACAUCCAGAGUCCGUCGAGGUGGAGCAGGGUGGAGUUGCCUGCUUCCAGUGCCUGAUCCGGGGGGUGCCUGAGCCCUCCAUUUCCUGGGAGCACAAUGGCACGGUCCUGAGUACUGCUGACCACCGGAUCACACUGCUUCCUGGUGGCAUCCUCCACAUCACCAGUGUGAGCCAAGCUGAUGUGGGCACCUACCGCUGCGUGGCCCACAACGUGGCCAACAUCCGCCACAGCCAGGAUGCCCAGCUGAGCCUGACAGGUGCUUUGGGAUCCCCGCGGCUGCUGCAGGAGCCGGAGAUCCUGUCGGGGCCUCAGAACCUGACACUCACGGUGCACCAAACAGCAGUGCUGGAGUGCAUCGCCACCGGCCACCCACAGCCACUUGUCUCCUGGAGCCGCCUGGAUGGCCGUUCCAUUGGCGUGGAGGGCAUCCAAGUCCUGGGCACCGGGAACCUUAUGAUCUCUGACGUGUCAGUCCAGCACUCGGGCGUCUACGUCUGCGCUGCCAACCGGCCAGGCACCCGCGUCCGGCGCAUGGCGCAGGGUAUCCUGCUGGUGCAGGCUCCCCCCGAGUUUGUCCAGUGGCCACAGUCCUUGUCCAAGCCUGCAGGCAGCAGCGCCAUCUUCACUUGUGUGGCCCAGGGUGUCCCUGAGCCCCACCUGAUCUGGUUGAAGAAUGGGAAAGUGCUGAGUCCUGGGGAUAACAUUCAGCUGACCCAUAACAACAGCACACUGAUGCUGGCAGGGAUCUCAGUUGAGGACGAGGCCAUCUACCAAUGCGUGGCAGAGAAUAGUGCGGGCUCCAACCAGGCCAGUGCCCACCUGGCUGUGACAGGGGACCCAGAGCCUCCCCCCGCCCCCAGGGGCCUGCGGGCUAUGGCUCUCUCCACCUCUGCCAUUCGAGUGUCCUGGGAACCACCCCCCUCCAAUGGGGACAUCAUCGGCUAUGUGCUGCAUCUCCGGCCUGUAGGAGAGCCAGCUGGCUCAGAGCUCCAAGAGGCCGUGGGCAAAAGCACCUUUGAGCAUGUCUUCUCCAACCUGGAGCCUGCCACAGCCUACUCGAUCCACUUGUGGGCCUACUCAGCAGAGGGUGCCAGCCAGGACUCUGCCUCCAUCCACGCCUCCACCAUGGGCAGCACCCCUGCUGUCCUGGGCUUCUCCGCCAAAGUGCUCAAUGCUACCUCCGUGCAGGCCUCCUGGGAGCUGCCACCCCAGCUGGGACCCAUCCAGGGCUUCAAACUCUUUCACCGCAAACUGCCAGCUUCCCAUUUUGAGGGGCCCCUGCUCCUGGCCAGCAGUGUCAGCUCCUUCCUCUACACAGAUCUGGAGCCAGCUGCUCUCUAUGAGAUCAAGCUCCAGGCAUUCAAUGGCAACGGGGAUGGUAACAGCAGUGUCCGUUUUGUCUCUUUGCGUGAUGUGCCCCUGACCACCCCUGGUGAGUGGGGUCCGGCUGGGUGCUCUUGCAGCCAGGAUGAGAGCAGCUCGCUGCCUGGGGUUAUGGUGGGCAUCCACGUGGGCCUGGCUGCCCUCAUCGUUUGCCUCCUCUGCCUUCUCCUGGGCUGGAGACAUAGGUAA
This is a messenger RNA of Equus quagga, 1938 nucleotides long. Its product is annotated as immunoglobulin superfamily DCC subclass member 3-like. Gene Ontology annotation, molecular function: protein binding. The coding region runs from base 1 to 1938 and encodes 645 amino acids. The transcript has 13 exons. NCBI's taxonomy places the organism in Eukaryota, Metazoa, Chordata, Mammalia, Perissodactyla, Equidae. Gene Ontology annotation, biological process: axon guidance; cell-cell adhesion. The record is from RefSeq and is a predicted model, not a curated record. Gene Ontology annotation, cellular component: axon; plasma membrane.